Homalodisca vitripennis (glassy-winged sharpshooter) is the source of this 2879-nucleotide messenger RNA. RefSeq names its product nucleolar protein dao-5-like. Lineage: Eukaryota; Metazoa; Arthropoda; Insecta; Hemiptera; Cicadellidae. The record is from RefSeq and is a predicted model, not a curated record. The transcript is spliced from 2 exons. The coding region runs from base 1275 to 2879 and encodes 534 amino acids.
UUACCCAAGAAAACUACGUGGUAAUUUGACAACAACUUGUGUCAGUUUUUUUAUUUAACGAUUUAUCCUAUUUCCAACAUUGACCUCAGGUUAACUGAAAAUAAUCCAAACAUAUUAAUUACUUAUCGUAUACAAUUUCACAGCAAUCUGGCAAUUCUUCACACACUAUCAAAUCCAACACGUUAUUAUAAUAAUCGGAACUUUAACUACCAAUUUUAAGCUAUAGCUUAUAGGCAUAAUAAAGAACCUUGGGCAGUUUUAUUACAAGUUAGUAGUUUGUAUUUCAACCUCGAACAGUUUCCACAAUUAUAACGUAACAUUAUUAACGCAAUAAAACUGUUCCGAUUUCGGUUGACGGUCCUUUGUGGUUGUCUACCAAAAAUGUGAAGUUUUUAUUUCAACCUCGUUUAUGUCAUUUCUCACAGUGCUGUAAGAAGCACUAAAUUUAUAAACACACACUACGCGUAAGCCAAGAUCGAUAUGAAUGGUUACAUAAGUGGGAUCUCUCAGGAUUGUCAACAACAAUAACAAAAUGUUACCUAACCAUUUAUUCUGUCGAUAUUCUAAUGUGCUCUUUAACAUUGUAAAUAAUUAUAAUACUGUAUACACUUAUCCCGGAGUGAAUUAAUUGCCCUACGACAAGGUGGACUGCAUCGCGGUGGUCAGACCACUUUGUUUUUGGCACGGCAAGAGACAUAGGACAGGUAGGCAGUGGCUUCUCCCCCCUCCAGCGGCUUACAUAACGCGUUCUCGCGCCGCGUUAGUCUACUCCGUCCGCGUAUAGGCUGUAAGCCGUGUACAUUGUUGUUAUCUCUUAUCAUCGUUCAUUCCUCAUUGUUGUGUUGGUGCUGUGAAACAUUGUGAUCCCGCGUGUGCUGUGAUACUCGUCGCGUACGCGCUUGUUGAUUGUUAUUGUUGUUCGUUAAGGUUACCUAACAAUUAAGUCUAUGUUGUCCAAUAACCCCACUUUUUAUUGCAAUGCACCAUGUGAGCUUUGAAUAGUUCAAUUAACUCUGAAACUGUUAGAUAUAGACCUUCAGUGCUUCUAGUGGACUCCUUAUAAAUACUAGUUGGAGAAUAGCUGAACACUGUUUAGACAUUAAUAUAGAUUUGGAACUUAACGUUUCGCUAUUAAUAUAGUUUUUAACAAGCGUAGACAUAGCUUUGCUGUAUAGGUUAGAAUCUGCACAUUACGUAACCAUCGAUUCCGUCCCUGCAACCACCUUGCGGGAUGGAAUCAACAUUGAUGCUUCUCCCCGUAGUUUAGCGGUGUCAUGUCGCAUACUUCGCCCGAUCCGGAAAACAUUGACCUGAGUCCUGACACGAGUUCCUUGGCGUCGGCCGCCACGUCCACAGGUGACGAGUCGAAAGCGAAGAAAAAACUUUGGUCGAAGUUCACAAAGAGCUUGAAAACAUUAAAAACCAAAAUGAGGAGUUCAAAACCCAAUUUCCCAGAACCAACCGUGGGCGGAGAAAUCAAAAAAGGGAAGAAGGGCAAAAAAUCUAAGAACAGCGGUGAUACCAGUGGUGUUGAAUUUAAACCGUCUUCGUCGGCGGAACCUGCGCCGAAAGGUCCAAAAAAUUUGAUGAAAAAACUUAGCGUCGAAAACAUCAGUUCCCCGUUUGUGGGCCUCCAGCCGAUCGCUGUGAGUCCUUCCAAGACAUCCUUCAGAUCGGGAUCCACGAGCGAGAGCAACCUCUCCGUCAGCGACCUGGACACUCCCAAGAAGUCUUCGACCUUGGACAAAAACACCAAGUACAACUUACCCUCCCAAGGGUCGCCAGACAGCGGCCGCGUCAGUCAAGCCAUGGAGGGAUUCGUGGCCGGCGGUCGACCGCAGAGUCAGGUUACCGCGGAAGGUUACACCCCAGGAGCACAGAAGACAUCGUUUGACCUGACCUUAGACAGUGACUACACCAACCCCAGACGGACUCCAGAGACUCCAACCGAAGAAAGUUCAUCCGGCGUUUCAGUGACAAGGGCCAAGAUAGUGGAACGUAAACCCCCUGCCAAACCAUUGCCAAGUAAGUCUGUAUCGUCUAGAGUAGAUACUAGAAAAGAUGAUCCCAUGACUGAUUGGAAAUUAUCAUUACGAGGGAAUACUGUGCCAGUUCUGGGUGGAUUACAGACGGGUAAAAAAGGUAAAAGUAAGAUUGUAUCGCCUAGAGUAGAUAUUAAAAAAGGUGAUACCAAGAUCGAAGGAAAUGUAUCAUUACCUGGAAGUAUUGGAAUAGGCAUUGGUGGAUUAAAAACAGAUCACACAAGUCAGGGUAAGAUUGUAUCGCCUGUAGUAGAUAUCAAACAUGAUGAUGCCAAGAUUAAAGGAAAAUUAUCAUUAUCCGGAAAUAUUGGUACUGUUGGUGGUGGAUUACAAACAAGCCUAACAAGUCAAAGUAAGAUUGUAUCGCCAUCGGUAGAUAUCGAACACGAUGAUUGUAAAAUCGAAGGGAAUUUAUCAUUACCUGGAAGUAUUGGAAUAGGCAUAAGUGGAUUACAAGCAGGCAUAACAGGUCAAAGUGAAAUUAUUUCGCCUACAGUUGAUAUAAAACACGAUGAUACCAACAUUGAAGAGAAAUUAUCAUUACCUGGAAGUAUUGGAUCUGUUGGUGGUGGAUUACAAGCAGGCCUAGCAAGUCAAAGUAAGAUUGUAUCGCCUACAGUAGAUAUCAAACACGAUGAUACCAACAUUGAAGGGAAAUUAUCAUUACCUGGAAGUAUUGGAUCUGUUGGUGGUGGAUUACAAGCAGGCCUAACAAGUCAAAGUAAGAUUGGAUCGCCUACAGUAGAUAUCAAACACGAUGAUACCAAAAUUGAAGGGAAAUUAUCAUUACCUGGAAGUAUUGGGAAUAGGCAUAGGUGGAAUACAAGCAGGCCUUAA